Molecule: messenger RNA, 1419 nt
Organism: Exophiala dermatitidis NIH/UT8656
Lineage: Eukaryota; Fungi; Ascomycota; Eurotiomycetes; Chaetothyriales; Herpotrichiellaceae
Product: dihydrolipoyllysine-residue succinyltransferase, E2 component
Exons: 5
Coding region: 1-1419 (472 amino acids)
Biological process (GO): tricarboxylic acid cycle
Cellular component (GO): oxoglutarate dehydrogenase complex
Molecular function (GO): dihydrolipoyllysine-residue succinyltransferase activity
Source: RefSeq, a predicted model, not a curated record
AUGGCCGCUCUUCGGCUUCGACGCACCCCAGCGCUGGGUUCUGCCCUUGCAGUUCCCAGAUGCAACCGUACUGUCCAUGUCCGCGCAUUCAGUGCUCUGAGAACAAGCUGUACACCUCGCCAGGCCAGCAUCUUCAGUUCCCGCUCCACGAGUUUACCGGCAUACGCUACCUUCUCCCACUAUCAGCAAUUCAGCACGUCACCUGUCCAGUAUGCUGAAACGGUUGUCAAAGUCCCUCAGAUGGCCGAGUCUAUUUCCGAAGGAACUCUGAGUUCAUUUACGAAACAAGUGGGAGACUACGUUGAGCAGGAUGAGGAAAUCGCCUCGAUCGAGACGGACAAGAUCGAUGUGUCAGUCAAUGCUCCUGAGGCCGGUACGAUAAAGGAGUUUAUGGUCAGCGAGGGAGACACUGUUACUGUCGGCCAGGAGAUUGCAAAGAUCGAGCCUGGUUCCGGCGGCGGCGGCGCCAAAGAAGCAAAGCAAGAGCCCAAAGAACCUGCUUCCAAGGAUCAGCCCACCAGCUCCGAUCCCGAGCCAAAGAAAGAGGAGAAGAAAGAGGAACCCAAGAAGGAAGAGCCUGCCCCAUCACCGCCAAAGAAGGAGGAAAAGCCUGCGCCACCCAAGGAGGAGAAGCCUGCACCGCCAAAGGAAGAAAAGAAGCCUGCCAGCGAGGAACCGAAAGGUGUCUCGUCACCGUUCGGUCCUGGCAGCAGAAACGAGAAUAGAGUGAAAAUGAACCGCAUGCGUCUGAGAAUUGCCGAGCGCCUCAAGCAAUCGCAGAACACUGCCGCAUCCCUGACGACAUUCAACGAGGUUGACAUGUCCAACAUCAUGGAAUUCCGCAAGAGAUACAAGGAUGAGAUCUUGAAGAAGACUGGCGUCAAGCUUGGCUUCAUGAGCGCAUUCUCAAAAGCCGCAGUCCUAGCCAUGAAGGAGAUCCCGGCUGUCAAUGCCUCGAUCGAGGGACCAGGUGCUGGCGACACCAUCGUGUACCGCGAUUACGUUGAUAUCAGUGUGGCAGUUGCUACGCCCAAAGGUCUCGUCACGCCUGUCGUGCGGAAUGCGGAGAGUCUGGACAUGGUGGGUAUCGAAAGCGCCAUUGCCGAGCUGGGCAAGAAGGCCCGAGAUGGCAAGCUUACUAUCGAAGACAUGGCCGGAGGUACCUUCACCAUCAGUAACGGUGGUGUCUUUGGCUCCAUGAUGGGGACUCCAAUCAUCAACUUGCCCCAAACUGCUGUUCUUGGCCUCCACGCUAUCAAGGAACGAGCCGUGGUUGUGGAUGGGAAGAUUGAGAUCAGACCUAUGAUGUACCUUGCUCUCACCUACGAUCACCGACUGUUGGAUGGUAGGGAGGCCGUCACCUUCUUGGUGAAGAUUAAGGAAUUCAUAGAAGAUCCGAGAAAAAUGCUGCUGGCUUAA